Messenger RNA from Clarias gariepinus (North African catfish), 2533 nucleotides. It is a transcript of the gene atat1, whose product is annotated as alpha tubulin acetyltransferase 1. Gene Ontology annotation, biological process: alpha-tubulin acetylation. Gene Ontology annotation, molecular function: tubulin N-acetyltransferase activity. Gene Ontology annotation, cellular component: microtubule. The record is from RefSeq and is a predicted model, not a curated record. NCBI's taxonomy places the organism in Eukaryota, Metazoa, Chordata, Actinopteri, Siluriformes, Clariidae. The transcript is spliced from 12 exons. The coding region runs from base 515 to 1765 and encodes 416 amino acids.
UACAGAGCGCGCGGACAUAAUGGCUCCCACGCCCUGACGAGUGCCCUACGUGCGUAAUAAAGAGUGUGUUGGGAGGGUCGGUCUAAAUUUAUCCUUUGAUUAAAAGAGGCUUUGCGUUUUUCUGGAGAUCUGGCUCGAUCAGGCUACGUUUUGUUUGCUUUUUGGGUGAAUUUGGUAUCUUUUCUGUUAGCUUUCGAGGAAAUGCUUUGAUCCCAUGCAGUCCUGGUGGUGCACUGCUUUAUUGCAUUAGUGUACUCUGGCCUGUUAGUGUGUGUAAGAGAAAGAGAUAGAGAGAGUGAGUGUGUGUGUGUGUGUGUGUGUGUGUGUGAGAGAGACAAUGCAGGACAGGAGGCUGCAGGGAUAAAUGUGUGCAGGGUUUCAUGGGCACUGAUCAGAUGUCCAUGUGUAGAGUGUAGUAGAGGCUGCUGUGGAUCUAAACUCUGUUCAUCUCUCUCCCUUUCUCUAUCUAUAUACAUAUAUAUAUCUAUUACAUAUCUAUAUAAUAUUACUUGUAAUGGAUUUCCCCUUCGACCUGAACUCUCUGUUCCCGGAGAGGAUCUCAGUGCUGGAUCACAACCUGUGUGCUGCCAGGAAACCUCAUGCAAGACCUGACGCCCAGAAUCAGACUGCCGCUGUUAUUGAUGAGUUAGGGAAAGCCUCAGCUAAGGCCCAGAAGCUUCCUGCUCCGAUAACGAGUGCCGCUAAGCUUCAGGCCAACAGACAUUACCUCUACCUGCUGAAGGACGGAGAGCGGAACGGAGGCCGCGGAGUUGCAGUCGGAUACCUGAAAGUCGGAUACAAGAAGCUCUUUCUGCUUGACCAGCAGGGGGCGCACGUGGAGACCGAGCCUCUGUGUGUGCUGGAUUUCUAUGUGACCGAGAGCUUGCAGAGACACGGAUACGGGCUGGAGUUGUUCCACUUCAUGCUGCAACACAAGAAGGUGGAGCCUGAGCAGAUGGCUUAUGACAGACCUUCCUCGAAAUUCCUGGCCUUUCUAGAGAAACACUUUGAACUUAAACACAGCGUGCCUCAGGUGAAUAACUUUGUGGUGUUUGAUGGCUUCUUCAGGAACAGAUCAGCGGCCCAGUUGAGAAAAGCUCCUCCAAAAAAGCCAGAGGGAGAGAUCAAACCGUAUUCGCUAAUGGAGAGAGAGGCUGUGAGAGAGGAGCAGAAGGCCCUCCCAUGGCCGUUCGUCCGCUCCACGGCCGUUCCUCAGUCCCCUCCUCUGGCGGCAUCCUCCCCGUUCUCCCGCUCCCUGAGCGUGGGCUCGUCCCCCAGCCACACUACUCGCCCGCAACCUCACAUUCCUCCGCACAUGGCCGAGAACUGCAGGACAAAACGCACCAGCGCUCAGGGUUUGGUUGCCAGAAACAACCUCUACAGUCGCCAUGUGAACAGCAGAGGUCUCGGGCUUUUAAUGACGGAACAGCUGAAGCUUCCAGGGUUGAAGCCAGUUCUCAGUGAGAGGGUGUGUGACGCAGGGGAAAAGGCUGACGCACUGGGACACACAAACACACCACAAAGUGCACAUCUCCAGGGCUCGUCUGUGUUCCUUCCACCGCUCCCGGCUGUUAUCAGGCAGCAGGCCUCGGACCAGGAGGCCCGAAAUGACGCGAGCGGUGCACCGGAUACCGGGACAGCACCGAAUCUGAGGCACGGGGAACGAGCAGAGAGAGACGGAUGGUCCUGGACGGUGAAUGAAAGGCGAUGCACGGCUCAGUGGGUCAGACAGAAACACGAGUUCCGCAGCACGCGGCCGUGGUGACAGAAUAAAAGAAAAAAAGAGAAGCUGGAUGGAGAUCAGAGACGAGAAGGGGAAAUCGAGGACAUGCAGGGCGGCGGGGGGAGGGACGAAGCAAAACAAAUCAGGGAUAAGAAAAGCAGAAGACGAAGAGCUUCCUGUAGAAAGCUGGAUAAGAAGCCAUAAAUCAGACGAGAUUGAGCAAUGUGGCAGUUAGAGGUUUUGUAGCCAUGUGUUAAAUGCCGCCAUUUUUGUAACUAUUUAAAGCAGUAUUAUGUCAAAUCAGGGAUUUUUUUUUUCUAUUUCACAAUAAACUAAAACCAAAUGGAUCCACUGGGGCAACUUUAUUGUUAUUUGUGUGUGUGUGUGUGUGUGUGUGUGUGUGUGUGUUUUCUUCUUCUCACCAGCACUACCUACUGUGAAUUCCAAGGAAACGGGACAUAAUCAGAUCUUUAUAGGACAGACAGGGUAAACAUCCCCAGUUUUCCCAUUCAAACAUCCUAAACAACAUUUUAGAGUUCUACAGACAAGGAAAAAAAACCUCUCAGGGCUUGUUAAGCAGCCAUUAAGUUCGGCAUUCGACAUUUAAUCCAACGUACUUGUUGAAAAGCCUAAAUGGCCGAGUCAGAGAUUUGGGAUUUGCAGUUAAUGCAGCGAAUACGGUAACAAUUACAGCACUUUUACAACUGGGAAAUCCUUGAAAGCCAAUCUUGUUCUGUAUAAAAUUCACUUGUGUAUCCGCCUGCACUAAUGGAGGCAAUGACAUUAAAAAAGAAAACGAAAAAAAAAAAA